GUACGAAACUCGUGCCACUGGGUCGACUAGGUUCUCUGAAGCCAUGUUUAAGGAAAGAUGGAAGCAGUUGGUGGCAUUCACCUUCGCAGUUCUUCACAUCACCAUCGUUUUAGGGCAGCCAUCAGAAACAGCCAGCCUCCACUCGGAAAAUGGGAUGCAACUCGCAGAAGAAAUGCCCAUAUCAUACGUUGAGUUUCAAUACAUCCCUUCAUAUGGCGACAUAGAGAGACAAGGUUAUUUCACGGAACAACGAAGUAACGGAGGCUUCAUGGGCUUCAUAUCUGACUCAGCAAAGUACAUCACCGAUAUUUUCUCGGGUAGUGUCUCUUCUCCACAUCGUUCCCAAUCGUCGGUUGACGAAAGGGCUUAUCGGCUUCCACCCCGAGCCGUUCAGUCGCGAUUUACACCUGAUAGGAGUGGUCCAGAUUUUACUCCUCAGAGAUUUCGGUCACAUCCUAUGGGCCCUCCUCGUUUUGGUGGCAGGAGACCUCCUUUCCUACGCCACUCUCGACACCCUCCGCGAGAAAACAGAGAUUCAACUGAAGAUCUACCCACAGAGAAACCUGGUUUCUGGACUGGAGGUUAUAGCAGCCAUUUUAAAACAAUUGAUGUGGAUUCUCCCGAACACGAUGAUAAUUAUUACGAUCCAGUUGACGAAGAAAAUCUAAUUGACCGUCGAUAUACUGGCUCUCAAAAUUGGCCUGCAGGAAACUCGAAUCUGGUCUCUAAGGGCGAUCUUAGCGAAGACAAAUUAAUUGAUCUGCUAACAUCGAAUGCGUAUCGACUGCGUCUUCCACUUGAAACCAUAGAUACACGUGGUGCAGAUGCAGCUCCUAAAAAUUAUGGCCGUUUCUCGUGGCCUGAUUCGUCGUCACGCGAAGGUAACGAGAAGAGAAACUCUGGAAGCAAAUCAUCACAUCAAUCAUUGUUCAAUCGAAAUUUCAAUUCACAAGCAUCUCUUGAAGCCACUUUCAAGGCUUACCAAAGAGGAAAUUCCUACGAUGCAGACGUCGAAGAAGCGAUCAGAAAAUGGGAAGAGUGGGGCAAGCUGAUAGGGAAAAGCACUUCAACGAACACCAAGCAAAACAACAUAGAGCCCAUUAGGUCUGCUAACACUGUCACCACGGCCCCAGUAAAGCAAACCCGAUACACUACUCAAACAGUUCGGAAUAAUAUCUCUACGAUAGGUCAAACAAGACGAACGAGGCAUGAAAAUAAUUUUGCGGUCAACGCCAAAGUUAGUCAUAAGAGUUUUGUACCCAGCAAUGUUCAAAGCACUUUGGAUCUCUUAAACAUUAACAACAAUAACCAACCUAAUAAUCGCAACAAAUUAGUGUCAUCAAACAGCACCAGACUCGUUUUGACUGAUAGUGGUUCUUCUCAUAUGAUUGAUAAGAAAUACGAAGUGUCUAAUGUUGUUGAUGCCCUAAAAAUAGUUGUUGAUGCCCUCGAAAAUUCUGCGAGCGGUGAAAAAAUUUAUUUAAAGAAGCCCCAAGCGCAGCAACCAACAAUUUUGAACUAUCAAUUGGCUUCACAGCAGCCUGUCCAGCAGAGUAAACUUAAACAUUUUGGAGAAGAGUGGACCCCUUUGUUCUAGACUAUAUUUUAAAUACAAUUUGACGAUGAUGUACAAUAAUAAAGUUUAUCCAA
This is a messenger RNA of Hyalella azteca, 1650 nucleotides long. RefSeq lists its product as uncharacterized. The transcript is spliced from 2 exons. NCBI's taxonomy places the organism in Eukaryota, Metazoa, Arthropoda, Malacostraca, Amphipoda, Hyalellidae. The coding region runs from base 44 to 1597 and encodes 517 amino acids. The record is from RefSeq and is a predicted model, not a curated record.